Messenger RNA from Perca fluviatilis (European perch), 2233 nucleotides. RefSeq names its product WD repeat domain 46 (gene wdr46). Gene Ontology annotation, biological process: maturation of SSU-rRNA from tricistronic rRNA transcript (SSU-rRNA, 5.8S rRNA, LSU-rRNA). Gene Ontology annotation, cellular component: 90S preribosome; nucleolus; small-subunit processome. Bases 1 to 1794 code for a protein of 597 amino acids. Lineage: Eukaryota; Metazoa; Chordata; Actinopteri; Perciformes; Percidae. Gene Ontology annotation, molecular function: protein binding. The record is from RefSeq and is a predicted model, not a curated record. The transcript is spliced from 14 exons.
AUGGCGUCUCCCGGCGAGGCAGCAGUGGGUAAUACACACGUGGGGGAAAAGAAGAAGCCCACAUCUCGUUACUGGGAGGAGCCGCAGGAGGAUGGGAAACAUGAAAACAAAGUGGGUGAAGACGGAGAACAGACUGAACGAUCUUUGGAAAAGAAGACGCGACAGACUCAUAAAGCAAAGAAAAGGAAGCAAGAAGAGGAUCAAGGAGAUGGAAAUAAGUUUAUAUCAGGGAAAUCUGACCCUUUCCCUGGGCCUGCUCCUAUUCCUGAAGACAGGUUGCAGAAGUUCAAGAGGAGAGAUAAAACUAAAAAGCCUCGCCGCCAGCAUUACAAGCUGAAAGACAUGAUUGCUAGCUCGGAAGAAGCUUCAGAAAUGGCCCAGAAACAAGCUGCUCGGUUGGACCUCCUACUCCCAGAGGAUGCAGGGUUUCUAGAAGGAGAUGAAGAUGAGGACACGUGUACAAUCUCUCAGGAAGAUAUUGCAGAUGUUGUGGAUAUAACAUCUGCGACAAAGUAUUUUGAUCUGAAAUUGUCUCAGUUUGGACCAUAUCGAGUAGAUUACAGCAAGACUGGACGUCAACUGCUGCUUGGUGGGAGGAGAGGGCAUGUUGCCUGUAUAGACUGGCAGUCCAAACAGCUAAUGUGUGAGAUAAACGUGAUGGAGUCUGUCAAUGAUGUAAAGUGGCUCCAUAGUGAGGCCAUGUAUGCAGUGGCUCAGAAGAAGUGGCUGCAUAUCUAUGACUCCAAUGGAAUAGAGCUACACUGCAUCCGCAAAUUCAAUGAUGUCCUUCGUAUGCAGUUCCUCCCUUACCACUUUUUGCUAGCAACAGCGAGUGCUACAAGUUUCCUGCAGUACCUGGAUGUGUCAGUGGGAAAGGAGGUGGCAGCCAUUUGCACCAAGACUGGCCGGCUUGAUGUGAUGUGCCAGAACCCUCAUAAUGCCGUCAUCCACCUCGGCCACUCCAACGGCACGGUCACCCUCUGGUCUCCCAACCAGAAAGAAGCCCUUGUCAAGAUGCUCUGUCACCAGGGCGGCGUGCGCUCUGUCACUGUAGACAAGACGGGCACAUAUAUGGUGACAUCUGGUAUGGAUAAAAAGCUGAAGGUAUAUGACAUUAGAGCCUUCAAGCCCCUCAAGUCCUACUUCCUCCCUGCUGGAGCUUCCUGUUUGUCUCUGAGCCAGAGGGGUCUGCUGUCUGCAGCCACAGGGGACAUUGUUCAGGUGUACAGAGAUGUGUGGACCACUCCAGUGAGUAAACCCUACAUGGCUCACAGAGUUCAAAGAACUAUUUGGGGGAUGAACUUCUGUCCCUUUGAGGAUGUCCUCGGGGUGGGUCACGGAGAGGGUUUCACCAGCAUGCUCAUACCAGGUGCUGGAGAGCCUAACUUCGACGGACUGGAUGCAAAUCCAUACAGGAGUGCAAAACAGAGGCAGGAGUGGGAGGUUAAAGCCCUGCUGGAGAAGAUCCAGCCAGAGCUCAUCAGCCUCGACCCCACCGAGCUGGGACAGGUUGACCGCGCCACGUUUGAGCAAAGGCACCAAGACCGGGUCAAAGCUCUGGGCUUUGACCCACUUGCCAAAGAAAAAUUCAUUCCCAAGUACAAGAAAAAGGGUCGUAGUUCAACUGGCAGUGUUGAAAGGCGCAAGAGACAAGUGGCUCAUGAGGACCAGAGGGAUGUAAUCAGGAAAACUGCGGAGGACAAAAUGAAGAUUGAAAAAGAGAGAAAGAAGAGGGAGAAAAAGGAGGCAGUGUUAUCUAGCCAGAGAUCUGCUCUGGACAGAUUCAAAAAAUAGAAAAGGAGCCCCCUUUGUGCAGCCCAAAACCCAGUGACAUUCUGUGGGAGUGACCUUUUGAACUUCAAAUAAAGGACACAUUUUUUGGACACAUUACUCCACUGGGAAAAAAACCGACUGCAAAAAUUCUGGAUGUAGCCGGUUAAUAAAGAAUCAUUCUCAUGGGUGGCAGAUCAUCUGUAAUCAAUGUUGAGUGCAGUGAAAGGACAGAUCUAUUUAAUGUCUGUAGCCUGAAGCAUUCCUGUCUACAUGGGAGGAUAAUGUGAGGUGCCAUGGCUUGUAUAAGUGUCAUCCAGAAUUUGUGUUGAGUUGUAUUUUUUUUCUCUACUUAUAAACCAACUUUUCACAAAUUUUUUAGUGCUUUGGUGGCUGAACUGACUGAGCGUCAAAUGUUUUCUAUAAAUAUGUUCUAAAAUAAACAUAAUGCCAAGCCUCGGAA